Sebastes umbrosus (honeycomb rockfish) is the source of this 6896-nucleotide messenger RNA. RefSeq names its product enhancer of mRNA decapping 4 (gene edc4). Gene Ontology annotation, cellular component: P-body. Lineage: Eukaryota; Metazoa; Chordata; Actinopteri; Perciformes; Sebastidae. Gene Ontology annotation, molecular function: protein binding. Bases 456 to 4628 code for a protein of 1390 amino acids. Gene Ontology annotation, biological process: deadenylation-independent decapping of nuclear-transcribed mRNA. The record is from RefSeq and is a predicted model, not a curated record. The transcript has 30 exons.
UGUGAAGGUAAAUAAACAGGCUUUCCAACAAUGUAAAAUAAAAUGCCAAUUAGCAUUGUAACAACAGAGAAAUAAUCCACCAAACACAAAUUUCCAAACUUUUUUUCCUGAGUCAUUGAGACAUUCUGGUUAAUCACACCACACUAUAACACUCACUCAAAUAGGUUUAACAUGUAGGGGGGAAAUCGUCAGAAAAUGAUUGAUUUCUGACAGAAUGCCCCAACAAGGGCGACAUCAUGCCUUGUUGUGAACAAUCUCUGAAACUCAUUACAAUUUGAGGUAGGAACCAAUGACCUGACGCAGACACUAGUCGGAGCAUUCCGCCGCGGCCCUACCGGAAGUUUAGCCGGUUGCUGUGGGUGAACGAAGGCAACACUGACAGCAUCGCAUCAAACCAGACGUUACUAUCUCUUUCCCCCAAGCUAACCCAGUUUCCCCCUUUUCCCUUCACACACAUGGCGUCCAACUCUAACAUAGACAUCGAGGGUGCGACCCAGCACCUCCGGGACAUCCUGAAGCUCGACCGGCCCGGGAACAGCACCGAUGCACCAUCAAGUGAUGGUCCAAGAAUGCCAUCUUUUAACGGAGAGCUGAAUGGGUUACUGGGAGCAUCAGGCCUUCUCGGGGGCCGUGAUCAGUCAACCAUGUCAGACUCUACCAGACCCAUCUCCACAGACCUCAGCACCACUCAGGAGUGUCAGAUAAUCUGCCUUUCUGGUGAUGAUGGCUCCACCUGUAUCCCCAUCACCUCCAACAAUGUGGAGAUUGUGGCGAGCCAAGAUUCCAGCAUCAGCAGCAAGGCUCGUGGCAGCAGCAAGGUGAAGAUUCAACCUGUUGCCAAGUACGACUGGGAACACAAGUAUUAUUAUGGCCGACUGAUAGCCGUGUCCAACUCCUUCCUGGCAUACGCCAUCAGAGGAGCCAACAACCAUGCAAUGAUUCGUGUCCUGAGUGUGACUUUUGCUGAGCGCUCCCUACUGAAGGGCUUCACUGGAGCUGUCACAGAUCUGGCUUUCGCCCACCUCGACUCCUCCCUGUUGGGUUGCGUAGAUGAAGCGGGCAACCUGAUUGUCUGGCAGCUCACCUGCACUGGAAGCAAGAUACUUGAUCAGGUGGUGAUUCAUGUCCGACGGCCAGAAGACUCUCCACUGAACUCCCACCGUCGCCUCAUCUGGUGCCCGUUCAUCCAAGACGACAAUGAGGAGAAUCAGGAUGACACAAGCCAGACCUUAGCCCUUCUACAUGAAGACAUGGCUGAGGUGUGGGACUUGGAAGUCUUGAGAGCCAACCACAGCAGUUGGCCCAUCGACGCCACAGACCUGAAAGAAGGCCUCAUCACAAUCAAGGGACAUACGCAGCGAGUCAGCGAAGGGGCCCUGUCUCCAGAUGGAACCGUGUUAGCCACAGCCAGCCAUGAUGGAUACAUCAAGUUCUGGCAGAUAUACAUAGAAGGGGUACAGGACAAACCGAGAUGUCUUCAUGAAUUGCGGCCUCACGGAGGACGCCCCCUCUCCUGCCUUCUUUUCUGCGACAACCACAAACGACAGGAUCCAGAGGUUCCUUUCUGGCGGUUCCUUAUAACUGGAGCGGAUCAGAACCAGGAGUUGAAAAUGUGGUGCACUGUUUCCUGGACCUGUUUACAGACCAUCAGGUUUUCUCCAGAUCUGUUUAACUCAUCAGUUCUGCCAAGUCUGAAGGCCAGUCUGGACCUCUCCUCUGAGUAUCUCAUCCUCACCGACGUACAGAGGAAGGUUCUGUAUGUGAUGGAGUUGCGGCAGGAUUUGGACAAAGGCAAGGCCAAUUUCACAGCGGUGUCCGAGUUCCUGCUGACCCACCCUGUACUCAGCUUUGGGGUCCGGGAUGUCGCCCACAGCCGAUUGCGACACACUGAGGUUCUCCCUGCAGAGGAGGAGAGUGAGAGUAUGACAACAGAGGGCACUCAAGGACCGACAGAGUCCAAGUCUGGGAUCCAAAUUAAACUCUACUGUGUUCACACCAAGAGUCUGCAGGAUGUCCAGAUCUGGUUUCAGCCCCACUUGGGUUCCAGCUCUUCAGUCUUCCUGCCUCACUCUGAUUCCCAGGAUGGUUUUGCAGGGUUUUCAGACCAUCUCACUGACCAGAGCUCUGACAAGGAAUCAGGAAGUGGCUCUCAGACAGACCUAAGGAAGAUCCCAUCACUUCCUGCUCCCGCUGACUUCCUGUCAAACUCUGGCGCCAGCAGUGGGAUCAAGCUGAUGACUCCUGACGCCUUCAUGACACCAAGCACUUCGGUACCGGCAUCUCCUGGCAGCAGCGCCAGCAGUCUGACCAUUGUGACCGCUAUCAGCAGCAACUCUGACUCAACUAACAGAACUAUGGAUGAUAUCAGUCAGAGUCCUAACAGAGCAGAGAACAACAACAGUAGUCUGGCACUCUCCACCUCCACCAGCAGCCCAAGACCUGCUUCUGCUGUGCUGCUGCCUGGACUGGAGAGCCUCCAGGCUUUGUCGUCCCCUAUUGGUCCUAUGGCACUCGACAGCCCUCAGAUUCUGGAUUCUCCCCUGCUGCCACCUCUGGCCUCUCCGACCAGGGCCCGCUCCCCCGACGUCAUCUCCUCUGCCUCCACAGCCAUGUCCCAGGACAUGCCGGAGAUCGCCUCCCAGACAAUGCAGCUUCAGCGUGGACUAGUGUCCAGUUUGGAGCCCUUACCUCUUUCUGCUCUCCAGACAGACAGCAUGGCGUCUGCUGCAUCUGCCCUGCACCUACUCACCUCACCACGCACAGCCAACAACGGCUUGUUGCCCCUCGAGCUCGGAGGUGCCGAAGGGCCAGUGGGCGGGUCAGUGGAGUCAGAGCCCAGACUCAGCAACACCCCGUCUCUACUUGAGAACGCCUUAUCACAGGAGAACCCUGGGGUCGGUGGAGGGUCCUCAGAUGGCGGUGUUGGCCUCACACCUUGGCCGGCAGCGCCUGACAUCACUAGAGAAACCAGGAACAGCCUCAGGGACAAUGGUCUUGGAGACUGUUCCAGAGAGGAGUCGAAGGACAGACACUUGAGCUCACCUUACCAUCGACGCUCCUAUCACCUCACACAGAAUGACAGUCAGGACGCUGGCGCAGACCAGAGUGACCCUGACGACGAGGUGGCCAGCCUGGCAUCAUCCUCAGGAAAUUGUGGCGCUCGUUCUUCUCACAGGCUGCCAGUUAAGGACUGGAAGACCUCACCACGAGGCUCGCCAAAAGUAAAGAGGAAGAGCAAGAAAGAUGACGGUGAUUUGUCUCAGUCCAGGCAGAUGGACUCUGGUCAGAUGAAUGCAGAAGUACAGAACGAGUUGUUGAUGCUCCUGCGUAGCCAGCAGAGGGAGUUAACUGAACUGCGUGGACAGAUUGAAGCCAUGCAGAGCACCAUUAUGGCCCAGGUGGAGCACGUCCUUACCAACCACCAGGAACAAGAACAGCGCAGACUGGAGCGGGUUCUGGCAGAGAGUCAGAAUCAUCAGCAGCAGCUUCAGGAACAACUCAGCCAGCAGCUCAGCCACACCCUCAGCUCGGUGCUAACCAACAAAAUGGACAAGGUGCUACGAGAGGAAAUGAAGAAAACAGUCCCACAAACAAUCUCUAAGAGUCUGGAGCCAGUGACAGGUCAGCUGAGCAAUACGAUUGCUGCUAAGCUGACCGCUGUGGAGAUCACCCUGAAGGACAACGUCAGCAAGGUGGUCAAAUCCAAGAACACAACGGACGCAAUUGGUCGAGCUGCAGCCGAAGCGAUGCAGGGGCCCAUCCAGGCGGCCUAUAAAGACGCCUUCCAGAGCAUCGUGCUGCCUGUUUUCGAAAGAGGCUGCCAGUCCAUGUUUCAACAAAUCAACGACAGCUUUAAACAAGGCACAAAAGAAUACAUCCAACAGCUUGAGACCCAUAUGAAGAACAGAAAGCAGAGAGAGCAGGAGACACGAGACCCCGUGAUCGCUCAGCUCCAGCAGUCGAUCGAAAGCUUCCAAAGCUCCACCGAUCAGCUGGCCAAUAACAUCACAUCUAAUGUCCGGGCAGACGUCCAGCACCAGAUCCAGAUGAUGGUGGGAAAUUUGCAGGAGUCUAUUCUUAGCCACGUGCAGCGAAUUGUCAAAGGGGAGGUGAGCCUGGCGAUGAAGGAGCAGCAGGCGGUGGUUACCUCCAGCAUCAUGCAGGCGAUGAGGUCAGCGGCUGGCACGCCCGUCCCAACAGCACAUCUAGACUACCAGACACAGCAGGCCAACAUCCUGCAGCUCCUCCAGCAGGGCCAGCUCAACCAGGCUUUCCAGCAGGCUCUGUCAGCGACAGAUCUGAACUUGGUCUUGUAUGUGUGUGAAACCAUCGACUCUCAGCAGGUGUUUGGUCAGCACGCCUGCCCACUCAGCCAGCCCGUGCUGCUGUCGCUUAUCCAGCAGCUCUCCUCCAACCUGACAACCCGCUCUGAGCUCAAAAUCAGCUACCUGGAGGACGCAGUGAUGAACCUGGACCACGGCGACCCGCUGACGAGGGACCACAUGUCCUCCGUGUUGGCCCAGGUCAGACCGAAGCUCUUCGCCUUCCUGCAGCAGGACCCCCACAGCCCGCUCAGCAAGAGGGCGCGGCGCCUGAUGAUGAUGCUGCAGGGGCUCGUCAGCCACUAGUCCUUCGUUUAAAGAGCGGUGCAGUAGAGUCCUUUCCCCCCACAGAUACACAGCGCGAGUCAAUUUUUUAGUUCCGAGUCCACGUAUAUUUUAAAGGAGAAUGCAACAGCGACGGCUUCACCCCAGCUCGAUGAGCCGAUGACGGGAUGUGUUGUUGGUUGUAGAGAGAAGACCAGCUCGACAAAUCCAACUCUUUCUCCCCUGUUCCUCCCCCUGCUCUACCUGCACCAGUGAAGUUAGGAAAUAGAAGCUGUUUUACGUUUCUGUUUUUUUUUUUUUUUUGUUUCCUGGACAUACCUACAAAGCAAGACAAUAAUGGUCUGGACAACUCUUUAAGUUCACUGUAGAUUCUUCAGGAUCUUUGUUAUUGCUGCUUUUCCUCCCUAAAGAGACCAUUCUGGUUGUCUCGCAUCUUUUUAUCCCCGUAAAGAAACAAAAAAGACCGUCUCAGAAAUGAGCCUGAAAUUUCUGGUCGUCCCCGUCUCCCAGACACAACACACCUGACACUCCCUUUGACGCCACUUCAUCCAAACGCGCAUAAGACUCAAAGAAUGUCCAGCCCGAGCGGUCCGCGAGACCGAACGUCGCUGUUUCUUUUGUUCUACUUGUGUUUUCAGACAUGCUGACUUUUUUGGGAUACUGAACAAGUCGUGAUGCGGGGGGCUACUUCCGAGCAACAGAAGGAACAAAAAGUCAAAAAAAGCCUUGCUUCAAAAUGUCGCCUUGUAUCUUGGCCUUAAGAGCAAAACAGCAAGGCUUUGACACAUUUUUUUCCCCCCCAGCAUCCUCGCUAGAGCCGACUCUGCAGGAUUACGCCGUCCUCUGUUCAGGUUGUUGUUGUUGUUUUUUUCAAGCUAAUCCCAGCAACCAAAAGUAUGUAACACUCAAAGCCAUUUUCUGUCGGUGGCGUAUUUUCUUUCAGUUAUUUCUUAAUAGGUUGGACAACAUUGCCACGCCUGAUCUCGGCAUCGCAGUGCAUCAAAGAGGAAUCAACAUGCUGAAUUGUUUUACCGAAAAGUUAAUUGAAUUUGUUCCUGCGUUGGUAUUCAGGAUGGAAAGCAUAUCUCGUACUUUUUUCCAUCUGGCCUUGUUUUCACAAAUCAUUCUAACGAGGGUCUCCGAAGGAUACAAAUAAGAUUAAAGGUUGAGAAAUAACAUUUUUGAAAUGUGUGAAGGUCCUCCAGGCUGAAAAGAAUUCCCCUUUAAAAAUUUGAAAGCCCAACAUGGAGUUUGGCAGCCGUCCACGUGUACAGCUCUGUCCUGUAAAACCGAUCAGAAACUUCUCCCCCCACGUUUUUUCUUCUUUAUCCCUUUUUUAUAUAAACAUUUAGCAUUUGUAAGACUUGUAUACUUACUUUAAGAGUUGUCAAACUAGUUAUAAUACAUAAUAAAAACACAUGCUUGUUACUGAUGAUGUUCUUUUAUCAGGCUAUUCCAAAUAAUGUUUGUGAACUUGAUGUGCAGUUACUUCUCAUAGGCUCUAGGAGGCAGCACUUAGUUGGACUGCAGACGUACACCCUUGUUGUCAUUUAGGUUUUUUUUGGAUUCAGAAAUCAUUCCUCCUCUUUACAAUAUCUGUUUUACCAAACAUUGAAAAAGCCUGCACCUGUUUGUUCUUCUUUAAAAGUGUGUUGAAAGUGUAUGAUAAUUUGUGUACAGCCCCAUUUACACGCAUUCAUUGUUUGAUCACAGGGUGGCCACACUGUUUUCGCUGAUUGUAAAAUAAAAGUUCUGUUCAUUUGACCUCUGUGUUUAGAUUCUAUUUAGUUGGAUUUGUCUAGCAAGUGCCUUAUUGUACUCUUCAUGUUUUGAUCCCGUUUGGGCCUUUAGACAACUUGUAAUGUUGGAGCGUUAUCCCACAGCAGUUCCUUUUUACUUUUACAAGCGUUUACGUUGUUAAAAACGUUGGAUCUGAAGCAAAGGCUCAAACAGCACAGCAGGGGAGAAUCUGUAUGUUUUGUGUUUGCAAACAUUUGACUACCAAGACAGCUGGUUUGAAAGAUAUUUGAAUGAUCAUGCAACAGAAAGAGAGAGGUAUUCUUUUUUUUUGACUACUACCAGCUUCAUCUUUCAGUUCCAGACCCGGUUUAUUGUCCUCAGAGUAGACGGACAGGUUGACUCCUGCUUUACCCGGAGUGGGAGAUGUGUGUGAGGCCAGUGUGUAUGUUAUUUUGUCCUCUUCCCAUUCUGCUCGGAUGCUUAUGUUGUAUCUUUUACGGUUUAUUUUACCCUAAACAUUUUGGAAUAAAAAAAGACUUGUUCACUUUA